CUUCGUUUGAGUUAUGGCGUCGGUCUUAAAGUGGGUCUCCGAAUUAUAUGGGAAGAAAUUAAUUAUUUUGGCGCUUCUGAUAAACAUUGAUGUUUGUUUAGGUGGUCCAAAAAAUGUUGUAAUCAGUCCACCACCACCUGGAUCUGUAGCAGAAGGAGACAGUCUGACUGCGAUGUGUGCUGCUACUGACUGUAAACCACCAUGUUCUUAUUCCUGGACUCAGGGUAAUCAGCAGAUCUCAGCAACCUCUCGGUUAACACUGAAAAACAUCAACAGAAGUCAGACAGGGAAUGUGUACACGUGUACAGCGACCAAUUCAGUUUUACCAACAUCUAAAAGUAAACAGUUCACACUGACAGUGUACUAUGGUCCAGACAGUGUCCAGCUAAACACCAGUUCACCACUGACAGUGAAGGAAGGUGAAGAUGUAUCUCUCAUAUGUGAAGCGACUAACUGUUCUCCAUCCUGUUCUUUUACCUUGAAGUUUAAAUCUCAGAUAAAAUCAACCAGUUCCGUGCUGUCAUUAAAUAACAUACAGAGAGCAUCAGCCGGUGACUACACGUGUACUGCUAGAAACACAAACACACAGAAAUCAUUAGACAAGACCAUUACUCUGGAUGUAAAGUAUGUUACACUGAAGAUGUCUGGCUCUUCAUCAUAUGCCAUCACUAACAAAUCAUAUACGUUGACAUGUACAGUGGCCCGGGCUGUUAACUUUGAUAAUACGAUUGUAUUUUCUCGGAAAACAGUGGAAAGUACUUUUGCAACCCUCAAGCAGAACCUGGGUGUAUGUUCUGUUGUCAUUGAAACACCAGCUGGUUACAGUGCAGCUUGUGGUACAGGAACAAGUGAUGCCAACGCUGACACUAAAGAGUAUACACUGGUGAUUGACAAAGUUGCAAAAAUUGAUCAUACAAAUUGGUCGUGUUUUCUGAAUACAGACCACAGAGUCAGCAGCAGUUUAACUGUACAGCCUUUCGGCUCUGCAACUACAGAUAUUGAUUGUAUGAAUGGUGGAAGACCUGGAGAGAGUCUAACGUUAACCUGCAAAAUAUCCGGUACUAUAGUUAGUGGAAUCAGAUGGAUACGACCUAAUGGUGGAUCACCACAAACGGUUAUAUUAUGCAACACAGCAAACACAAAAUGUAACCAAUCUGGGGGAAUACCUGGCUACACUGGAACUAUUGUAUCAUCUACACAGUAUGACCUUACAAUACAAUUUUUUAGUACUGAAACAGAUGUUGGAGAAUGGAUUUGUCGAGAUGGAUCAACAGGAGCUGGUCCAUUUUCAUGUAACAUGAAUCUCAACACUACUCCAGACAAUCCAGAGAGUCAGCUUUCGGAAUCCACCAUUAUUAUAAUAGUAGUGGUUGCUGUUCUGCUGGCCGUCGCUGUUCCAGCAUGUUGGUGCUGUUACAAGAGAAGAGUGAACCGACAACCGAAAGAUGAGCAAGAGAAAACUGAAGAGAAAACUGAAAAGACAACUCAAGAGGAAGAUGAUGAGAGCGUCCUAGUUGACAAUCCAGUUUUGGAACAGUCAAAUUAAUUAGUUGUAAACUUGCUUACUAGUGAAUGUUCGGAGCAGUCCAUUUGAGCAUUUCAUUUCAUUUCAACCUAUUUUCGUGCUUAUAUCCAAUUACGGUUCCAGCACGCUGUCCUGGGUACACACCUCAGCUAUAUGGGCUGCCAAUCCUGGACAGUGGGUUAGUUGUUAGUUGGCUACUUGUUAGUGAUACAGAAGAGGGUGUAGUGGCUGUACACCUACGCAUUGAGGCCUUAAGAACUCGCUAAGCCAGUACCGGACUGCGAACCCUGUAACUACCACCAACUAUAGCUCACUCGAAACAGUUAACCAAUUAAACGAGUGCAGGUUUUAUGAUCGACAUUUCAAAACACAAUUAUUUCUCUUCUUGUUCUUUGGCUUUUGAAUGUCUAAUGAAUAUGUUUAGUGUUAAAUUCAAGUUCAAUUAGUAAUUAUUCAUUAUUAAUUACGAAUUAUUUAUUAAUUACGAAUUAAUGCUAAUUACUAAUUAAAUUAAUUAAUAAUUACCAAUAAUUACAAAUUAAUUAAUUAAUUAAUUAUUAUUUGAAAGCGGGUUGAAAUAAUAUAUAUUUUCAGGGACCAAUCAGUCUACAGAAGGAGUUGAGUUGGUGGUCAAUUAGAGGGCAUUAUUUCCAGACCUGUCUAUUAAAAAUAAUCAGUUAUUUCCACGCCUAUAUAAAUAUCGUUAAUUUACUUAUUUUAAGUUCGUUAUUAGACAAAAACAUUGAUCUCUUAUAUUCGAUUGCUUUUCUUAACUGUGUUCAAAGUCCUGAUAAAAGGGAUCCAAAUAUUUAAUUUCUACUUAUAUCAUGGGUUUUCUUUAUAACAUAUUAUGAUAUGCAGGAAACCCAUAUUGUGAUAUGUCAUGAUUACAACAAUUAUCAUAUUCUUCCCUGUAAAGCAUAGUCGAUGUUAAUAUCAACGGCACCACAGUUACCUCAGUGAAAAAUCUUAUCUGCAGAGGGCAGUCGAAGUGGAGUUAUCACGUGUGUUAUCCUAGUUAGGUACUGCUUUGAAACAGAUAUGUUUAAUUUUCAGACAAUAUGUAUUUUAUUUCAUCUUAACACCCCCCCCCCCCCCCCCCAUACACACACACACGUGAUAAUAUAUCUACUACAAUGCAGCAUACCAUAGCAGUGAAAUUUCAUUAUAUAUGUAUAUUAUAUAAACGACUUACCUUGUUUUAGGUUUGGGGUUUUGGGGGGUUUUUUGGGGUUUUUUUAAUUGUCUCAAAAUGUGUUAUGGUAAUAUGAGGGAUAGGGUCCCUAGUUCAUUAUGUUACAUGUUAUAUAUAGCAAACAUACGUUAAAUAAUCUUAAUCUGAAAAUAAUUUAACAUAUGGAUAUCAGAAUGAAAUAGAAACUAAAUAAAUAUUUACCGAAAAGAUAAAGGAUAAGUACAUGUAGAUAAACUUCCCAAACUGGCAUCGUGAUUAAAAACAUGUAAUAUUAAGUGAUUCAAAUUAUAGCGUUCUAGAACUCUCAUCCAUGGUUCAUAGUUGUCGUAUUUUGUAUGUAACUCGUUUGUUUUAUUAAUAUAUGUAUUUGUUUAUUAAUAACUUAUCGUUAUAAUUAUAUGUAAAAUUUGAUACUGGAACCACAACAGAGUUGACUUUUUUCAAAGAGCAGAAUAGUAAACCGUAAUACUUUGCCCAUUCUGUACAGGUAUAAACACACCUAUCGUCAGAAUAUUUAACAGGUGACGUUGGAACAAUAGAUGAUUUGAAAUGUUUAGUUGCCGAUUUGUCCUUUAAGAGGAGCUUAAUUUGUUAUGUAAAUUAGGGGAUAACCCUACUGUGUUUUCCGAUUUGCGGACGUAUAUCGGUGGUUUUACUGUCGUAAAUUUAGUUUUAUUGGCGACGCGUUAGCGGAGCCAAUACAACGGUAAAUUUGCGACUGUAAAACCACCGAUAUACGUCUACAAAUCGGAAAACACAGUAAGGUUAUCCCUAUUCUAAUUAAACUGUUUGCUGGUUGAUUAUCAAUAGGAAAUUGUCGCAUUUUUAGUAAGAAUAAGAAUAUUUAAACGUCACCAGCUGGUGACGUCAUUGGGCAGCAUAUUAACAGACGAUGGGUGGACGAACAGUUAGCGGCUCGAACAUAGAUGUGUAAUUUGACAUAUUUAAAUAUGACUAAUAAAGAAUAAUAUGUUCAUUUGUGACAAAAACUUCUCAGUAUUUAACGACUUCUGUAUGUAAUAUGAACGCUACAGAAAUUGUCUUUAUGACGCCAUUACAAAACAGCCCUGUUCUUUGCUUAACCUAUGACGUAUUUCUGCCAGAAUAUUUGCGACCGGUUUUAUCGGUGAUUUUACCACCUGAAAUUUUUAAUAGACAUCCAAUCAGAUUCGUUCUUACAAAUGUGUUGAAUUAGAAUAUAGGUUGUUUACCUAAAUUGAAUGUUUGGCUAUUUGAAUUAAUUUGUUCCUGUAUAAAAGAUUUCCCUGUUAUUAAUUAAUAAAGAUUUACAUAUAUUUUAAAA
Gigantopelta aegis is the source of this 4023-nucleotide messenger RNA. RefSeq lists its product as uncharacterized. The coding region runs from base 14 to 1546 and encodes 510 amino acids. NCBI's taxonomy places the organism in Eukaryota, Metazoa, Mollusca, Gastropoda, Neomphalida, Peltospiridae. The transcript has 7 exons. The record is from RefSeq and is a predicted model, not a curated record.